Messenger RNA from Neospora caninum, 4650 nucleotides. Its product is annotated as putative glutamic acid-rich protein. The coding region runs from base 1 to 4650 and encodes 1549 amino acids. The record is from RefSeq and is a predicted model, not a curated record. NCBI's taxonomy places the organism in Eukaryota, Apicomplexa, Conoidasida, Eucoccidiorida, Sarcocystidae. The transcript is spliced from 6 exons.
AUGGCGAACAGGCGUUCAGAGUCGCCCAGUGCCGCAGCAACUCGCGACGGCUGCCCCACGGCUUUCGGGUCAUUCCCUCCCGUGACUGCAGGCUUUCCCGCGUCCGGCGAGCUUCCGCGCUUGCUGGGAAAUCGCGCGGAGGCGCCGACCUUCGGGCACCGCCCGUCGCCGCUGUCUCCAGCAGCCUCUGUCUCGCGCCCUUCGUCUCCCGGCGAGGACUGCUUGCCGUGGAGGCGCGAGUCGAGUCUCGCCUUCUCGCUGACGGAAGACACCCGCGUGGCGGAAGAGACUCCUGAGAGCCACGGCGCAGUGGAGAAGGGAAAGGGUUGGCGAGGCCGCGCAGUACGCGCCACGAAAACGGGGACGGCUGGAGGCGCGCAGAGCAAGCAGGCCGCGUCGCGCGCAGGCGCAGGUACACCCGAGACGGCGGAGACCGUCGAGGGGGGACAGGGAGAGAAACGCGAAGAAGAGACACGCGGGAGUGGCCAUUUGUGGACGUUGUCGAGCACACACGAUGGACACGUACAGAGACGGGGAAACGAAGAUGGAAACCUUGCGCCUGUAGGACAAAGCUUACGGGACGCGUUGGAGCGGGAGAUAACGCGCGACGCAGAUCGGAUGGAGACGCGGACGCCCGAGGACAAACUGUUUAAAACCUUGGCGCCUGCAGGUCGUGAGGAAGAGCCACGCUGGAACAAAGCUUUAGGGGAGUCUCCCGUCGUGACGGAUGAACACGGCGUGGGUGAUCUGUGCGAGGCAGAAGAGGCGACAGGGCGAGACGGGCUCCGCCUCGAUUCGAUCCUCUGUGGGCACGACACCGCGAGCAUAGACGACAUUCGCAUGCUGCUGGUGAGAAGCCAGAUGGAUCCGUCCGUCGCGCAAAAGGUCGUCUACAAUCUUAAGGCACGCGAGAGCGUCAUCGAGCACAUGGUGGGGUACUUGGCCUUCCUCUUGGAGCGGGCCGUGGAAGGCCGCCGCGAGGUGGAUCCGAUGAAGGAAAGCGAUUUCGAGGCUUUCGCCUCCGCGGCGGGCUCCGUUCCGCCGGCGAACGAAGACGGGCGAGAGGAAGCAGCGGAGCUCUGCAGCCACCAAGAAGACGAAGACGAACACGACGAAGACGAACAAGACGAAGACGAACAAGACGAAGACGAACAAGACGAAGACGAACAAGACGAAGACGAACACGACGAAGACGAACACGACGAAGACGAACAUGACGAAGAUGAACACGACGAAGACGAAGACACCGAGGAGAAGGAUAACGGCGAUCUCACGUCCACGCAUGUCUCGUUCUCGUCUGUUCCCAAGCAUUUCCCCGAGUCGUUUCGACAACCGGAGACACAAGAACAGGCCGCGCACGUCUCGUAUGCGUCUUCUCCUUCAUCGGCGUCGCGUUCGUGUGUUUCGCCUUCUUCUUCUUCUUCUCCCUGCCCCGUUUCUCCCUGGUCGCCGUCGUGUCUGAGGAGACACGCCGCGGGAGGCGAGGAAGCGCAGGAGGGCAGAGAUGGACUGGGCGUCAGUGCGACGGCAACACCUCCGUCCGAGGGCGAAACGGAGGAGAGAGUGAACGGCGCAGCAAGUCCUCGGAAGACUGCGAAGCAGAAGGAAGAGAAGAUCGCCGAGCCUGGGCUGGAGCGGAAGCAGCGCGAGAGCCGAAAGAAAGACAAGGACGAAGCCGGCGGACGGCAGAGAGGCGCUGCGGCCCGCGUCUCGAUUGCGGAGUGGGAGAGAGCGCUGCACAGUCACAGAGAGAAAGUCGAGUUUCUGACGCAACUCAUGCAGCACGUGAAGGCUCUGCUCCUGGGAAAGAAGAGAGGUUCUUCUGGCGACCGGGACGCGGAGCGAGGCGAAGAGCUCGGGAAGGAAAACCCAGACAUCGGCACGCAGAAAUCGCGCGAUCCGACAAGCGACAUCAGCGGCGACCUCGUGGAGCUGUUGCGAACGUCGUGUUUAGACCACCAGGCAGCGCUCAGCGACUUGGUCUAUGCAGCGGAGAGGAUUCGGGUCAAGGGGGAGGAGCGGGGCACUGUCGCGCCGGGGGACGAGGCGGGAGACGGCGACCGCCGGAAAGACCGGAGAGAGACAGGAGGCACAGAAAAAAGAGAGAACGAGGACGAGGGCGCUACGGAGAAGGACAGACGCAGGCAAAUCCGUCCUCAAACGCCCGAGGAAACCCCCGAGGAAACGGCCGCGUCCCUGUGCAACGGCUCUCUCUUCCGCGAACGGCCGACGAAGCGUGGCUCGGUCUCUCCGGCUCAGCCGCAUAAUUCCUCAGGCGCGUCUGGCCCCUCAGCGGGCGCUUCGGCUUCUUGUCCGUCUUCGCCUCCGGCGGCGCCUGCGUCGAGCUCCUCGCGGGUCCCCGCGCCGCCGGGGCACGUACUGGCUGCCUCGCCGUCUCAGCCCGCGCUUGUGGGGCCUGCGGGCUUGCAACGGCAUUCGGGCCCGCCUCGCAGUCCUUCGCUCUCGUUUCUGCCGCCGCCUCCGGCGGACUCGAGCAGACUCACUUCGGGACAGGCCGUCGCGUUUUCCUCCUUCGGGCCUCCGGAACCCAGACUGGGGACUCGGCGCGUCCCGCCGCCGCCACCGUUCCCGCCGCCCCAAACUGUGUCUUUUUCCCCGGCCCCGCAUGCACGGGGGUGCGCCUACUCGUCGCCGAUCCGAGCUGCGUGGGCGGGCUCAACACCGGCUCUCGCUAUCUCGCCGAGGCCCCAGAGACCUCAGCGGCCCCCGUCGCCGCCGGUCGGCUCUGGCCCGCGGGCCUACAGCCCCCGCGCGGGCUUUCCCCCGCCCCCACCGUCCCCGCCGCAGCCCCCUCCAAGGCCCACGCCCGCGUCGCCGCAUGCGCCCUGGAGCCGCGGGGCCAGCGACGGAGCGGGGCCGCCGGGCGGCGCUUCCCACUCGAAGAGCCCACAGGAAGUGCCGGCGCCUCCUUGCUUUCCUCCCGGGAUUUCGCCGCCGAGAGGAGGGGCGCACGGUCGCCGGGGGUCUGACGCAGGCGACACUGGGCCUGUCCCCGCCUCUGGGCCUGUCCCCUCCUCUGGGCCUGCGGCGCGUCCUUCGCCCCUUUCGGCGGCCCCGCCCUUCCCUUCUUCGUCCCCUGCGCCGCCCCUGCCGUCGGCCGACGGUGGCUGCGUUCGGCCUCCACCGCCGCAGGUUGGACUCUUUGGGCGCCUGUCUUCUCCUCCGCGCUUGGCGACUUCGCCUCGCCUGCGCUCCCAGGCGCAAGUCGGUUCAGAAGGCGGGACUGUCAGGCGUGAGCGGGCCCCAGGGAAUGCGUCUCGCAAAGGCGACACCUGCAGGGGUCGGAGGGAAGAGGAGAGAGGACCGAAGGGAGGGGCUCUUCGGGCCGGGACGUCGUUCACGGCGCGGCCGAGUCCGACUCCAGAAGUCCGGAAUGGGUUCAGCGCGAGUGUGAAUCACGCGGAAGCGAGUUCGUCGUUCUCGACCUCGAUGGCUGCCUUGACCUCACGAGCUUCGGCGCUCUCUCUGUUUUCGUCAGGAGGGGCUCUCGCGUCUUCCUCGGUUUCGGCUUCUCCGACGCGCGGCAACUCCGCACCUGCUGACGAGCGCUCGCCCGUGGUGGAUCAGGAGAAACUGUAUCUUCUCCUGCUGCUUCUGCGGUCGCAGGGCGGUCAGGAGGGAGGCUCCAGGGAAGGCGAGUCUCGCCAGGACACGCGGGCGCGAGAGAGAGCGGCCCCGCGGUCCGUGACGAACCUCGCUGCUUCUGUCUUCUCGUCGCACCGGGCGCCGCGACCAGGAACCGGCGAGGCCGAGGAGGGCGGCCGCAGAAACACGUCACUCGGCUUCGCUGAUCCCGCCUGUCCGAGCGUCUCGGCCCUCUCGGCCUGCUCGCCACAGAAAACAGGGAAGCACGGAUUGCUGCAUGCGCGUGACAGUGCAGAGGGGAGAGGUGAGAGAGGCCGAGGGGACGUGUUCACGGGGACGUGCGACGAAGGACGCGCUGGUGAGCGGGAAGAGAAGAGUUUGCGCCACUGUUUGGCAGCCGACGUGUUUCCAGGCAAACAGCGCUUGCACACAGAGAACGAACGAAAGGGGCGAAAUCUGAAUUCGGACGGGAAAGGAGAGCGUGUGCGCGACGCGUCCGUGUACUCCCUUCCCGCCCACAUGCAAGUUGCGGGGCUGGCGGCGAGGCUUCGAGGGAACUUCUCCGAGGCGCAUCGCAAUGGCCUUAGCCUAGGAAUGGGGACCGCCUCUGGGGUGCGACACCCCAGCGCAGAUGAUGAGGGCCUGCGCUGUUCCGGGGUGUCUGUACAGUCAAAUCACCCCCAAGUGGUAACGCGCCCACGCACAGCCAGCGAUUCUUUGGUGACAUCUCAGGUUUUCCAGAAUGUGUUCACGCCUGCCUCGCCCCUCGGCGAUGCGUGGCCGUCUCACACUCGAAGUGUUCGCAGUUCGUUGCCUCCUGGUGCCCACCGGAGCGGAGCCUUAUCGGCUCGUUUGCUCGAAGACAGAUUCGCCCCUCCGCCGCCCCCUCCCCCGCCUCCCACAGCUUCUCCUGCUUCGCUGUCGACUUCGCUUUCUCUCUCUUCUUCUGCGGGGAUGAUGGGGUGCUUGCGGGCCUCGGCGGCGGGCCUGCCGCCUUCGGUCGCUAGCUUGUCCUUUUCUGGAGACGGGGUGGAUCUGGAGUGA